Indicator indicator is the source of this 969-nucleotide messenger RNA. It is a transcript of the gene DUOXA2, whose product is annotated as dual oxidase maturation factor 2. The transcript is spliced from 6 exons. The record is from RefSeq and is a predicted model, not a curated record. Bases 1 to 969 code for a protein of 322 amino acids. Gene Ontology annotation, cellular component: endoplasmic reticulum membrane. Gene Ontology annotation, biological process: protein transport. NCBI's taxonomy places the organism in Eukaryota, Metazoa, Chordata, Aves, Piciformes, Indicatoridae.
AUGAGUCUCUUUGAUGGCAUCUACCCCUUCUACCCACAGAAGAGGAAGGCUGCUGUGUUUGACAUCAGCAUCAUCAUGGUGAUCAUGGUCUUCCUAACGCUGGCCUGCAGCUUCCUGCUCAUCAUCCCUGGCAUCCGCGGGCGGGCGAGGCUGUACUGGACUCUUCGUGUUCUCCUUAGCCUGGCCGUGGGGGUGGUGAUCGUUGUGGUGCAGUUCACAGGGGACUGGCAGAGCGGCUGGGUGAGAGCCAACACCUCCUACAAGUCCUUCAGCCCUGCCCUGGUCAGUGCAGAGGUCGGGGUGCACGUGGGCCUGGCAGGGGUCAACAUCACACUGCUGGGAGCCCCUGUGGGGCAGCUCAACGAGACCAUCGACUACAACGAGUUCUUCAGCUGGGGCCUGGGGGCAGACUACGAGCAGAGCUAUGUGGCAGGGCUGCAGAAGGGGCUGCCCAGCCCCAUCCUCUACGUGGCAGAGAAGUUCCGGGCACGGAGCCCCUGCGGCAUGCAGGGGCAGUACCGCGGCGCCGGCCGCUACGCCUCCAUCAGCCUCUGGGUGGCCUUCUGCACCUGGCUGCUAUCCAACCUGCUCUUCUCCAUGCCUGCCCUGGUGUAUGGAGGCUACAUUCUCCUGCUCACCGGAGCCUUCCUCAGCCUCUCGCUGCUCUCCUUCUACACCAUCAGCCCCUCCCUGCCCUGCCCUAUCCACUUCGGUCCUGCUGCCCUCUGCACAGCCUAUGGGGGCUCCUUCUGGCUCACCCUGGCAGUGGGCUUGCUCUGCUUGGCGGCUGGGGUCGCUGUGGUCCUGCUGCACCGCUUCAAGUCGGACCUGCUGAAAACUUUCUUUGCCCUCCGCGAGGACCGAGCAGAGGAGUGCCGGAAGGUGACUGCGGUCCGCGGCAGCCCUCACCUCCUGGGCAAGGGACUGGCUCCCCUGCAGCCCUCCCAGCGCAGCCCCUGCAGCAGCUAG